This is a messenger RNA of Leucoraja erinaceus (little skate), 3212 nucleotides long. RefSeq names its product zinc finger protein 22-like. The record is from RefSeq and is a predicted model, not a curated record. Gene Ontology annotation, cellular component: nucleus. Gene Ontology annotation, molecular function: DNA-binding transcription factor activity, RNA polymerase II-specific; RNA polymerase II cis-regulatory region sequence-specific DNA binding. Bases 202 to 609 code for a protein of 135 amino acids. The transcript is spliced from 2 exons. NCBI's taxonomy places the organism in Eukaryota, Metazoa, Chordata, Chondrichthyes, Rajiformes, Rajidae. Gene Ontology annotation, biological process: regulation of transcription by RNA polymerase II.
GUUGCCCCGCAAGCUGCGGGACAGCCUCAGCCCGGAAAUGACGCCACGGCCAGGAUGGAGCCGACCCGCAGUGGACGGGUUUAGCAGCUAUUGCUGUGGACGGAGAGACAGGGAUGUGCGCGGCUAUUGGUGCAGGUGAGCACCCCAUCUGCUCGGUGUGGGGGCCGAGCUUCAAGGGGCUGAGCUUCAGUGGAGGACAACAUGAUGGGGCACAACAAGGAGCAAUGUUAUGAGUGCGACGUAUGCGGCAAGGGCUUCACCAGGUCCAGCAGCCUGCUGAAGCACCAGCAUACCCACAGCGGUAAAUGCCCCCAUACCUGCGCCCAGUGCGACAAGGGCUUCACCCACUCUGACAGCCUGCUGAAACACCAGCGCACCCACACCAGCGAGCGCCCCUACACCUGUGCCCAGUGCGGCAAGGGCUUCAUCCAAUCCAGCAACCUGUUCAAGCACCAGCGCACACACACCGGCGAGCGCCCCUACACCUGCACCCAGUGCGGCAAGUGCUUCACUCACUCUGACAGCCUACUGGAGCACCAGCGCACCCACACCGGGGAGCACUCCUACACCUGCACCCAGUGCGGCAAGGGCUUCAUCUGCUCCACCUGACUGCUGUCCCACCAGCAGGUGCACGCUGGCGACCGUCCUGUCCCCAGCCCGGUGUGAGGAGAGUGCUUUGACAAGGACUCCCACGCCCUGUCUCACCAGCACAUUCACACCAGUGGCCAGCCCUAUGACUGCCCGUACUGUAGUGAGGAGUUUGACAGCUCGCGGGGGUUGCGGCAGCACCGGUGGGCUCACGCCAGCGAGCAUCUGCUCCCACCGUGUCAAGAGAGUAUGGGGGCUGCGGGAGCACCAGCGGAUACACACCAGAAUGAGACCGUUUGUGUGCGCUGAGUGUGGCAAGGGUUUCACCCGCAUGUCCAGCCUGUGGCAGCACAGUACCCACAGUGGUGAGUGUCCCUUCCCUGCCCGUCCUGUGGUAAGGGCUUCACCCGCCUUGACCACCUGCUGGAGCACCGGCGAGUCCACACCGGGCAGCGCCCCUUCUCUUGCCCGCUCUGUGGCAAAGCCUUUGCCCGCUCCUCCAGCUGGCACACUGCCACGUGGAUAGAUAGGCGCUGUUUAGGUAGAGACAAAAUGCUGGAAGGAAUGGGUAAUGUUUCGUGUCGAGACCCUACUCAACCUCGACCUGAAAUGUCACCCAGUCCUCUCCAGAGAUGCUGCCUGUCCCGCUGAGUUCCUCCAGCAUUUUGUGUCCUUUUUUGUAAACCAGCAUCUGCAGUUCCUUGUUUUUAAACCAUUCUGGUUAACCAUCUCUGCACCUUCCCCAAAGCCUCCACAUCAGUCCUGUAAUGGAGUGACCAGAACUGUAUGCAAUACUCCAAAUGCUACCUGACCAAUGUCCCUUAAAGCUGCACAUAUACAUUCCUCUCUCCUUAUCUCACACCCUUUUAUCUCCUUAUUUUCCAUCGCCUCUGUCACUUACUUCACUCAUCUGCCGAUCACCCCCUCAUCUGUUAACAUAGUGUCAGUCUGAAGAAGGGUCCCGACCCGAAAUGUCACCUAUCCAUGUUCUCCACAGAUGCUGCCUGACCCGCCGAGUUACUCCAGCACUGUGUGAAAUGUCACCUAUCCAUGUUCUCCACAGAUGCUGCCUGACCCGCUGAGUUACUCCAGCACUUUGUGUUAGAGUCAUAGAGUGAUACAGUGUGGAAACAGGACCUUCGGCCCAACUUGCCCACACCGAACACAUCCCGGCUACACUAGUCCCACCUGCCUGCAUUUGGUCCAUAUCCCUCCAAACUUGGCCUAUCCAUGUACCUGUCUAUAACUGUUUCUUAAACGUUGGGAUAGUCCCAGCCUCAACUACCUCCACCGGCAGCUUGUUCCAUACACCCACCACCCUCUGUUGAAAAGUUACCCCUCAGAUUCUUGUUAAUCUUUUCCCCUUCACCUUGAACCCAUGUCCUCUGGGCCUCGAUUCCCUCACUCUGGGCAAGCGAUUCAGUGCAUCCAUCUAAAUUGCGUUCUAUGCAAGAUUCCAGCAUCUUUAGUUUCUUGUGUCUCCCUCACCUAUAUCCACCUAUCACUUCUGAAGGUGGGUCUCAACCUGAAAUGCCACCCAUUCUUUCUCUCUAGAGAUGCUGCCUGUCCUGCUGAGUUACUCCAGCAUUUUGUAUCCACCUAUCACUUGCCCGGCUUUGUCAAGCCCCCAUCUCUCUUUUCCAGCUUCCACUCCCCAAUCAGUCAGAAGAAGGGUCCUGACUCAAAACAUUGUCUGUCCAUUCCCUCUAGAAUUCCCUCAGUGGAGGAACUCAGUGGGUCAGGCCGCAUCUGUAGAGCGAAAGGAAUCUAAGGCAACCACUCCCACCUCUCCUUUCCAACUUUCUCCACCCCCACACCAAGCAGUGUAAAGAAGGGUCUUGACCUAGAAUGUUUCCUGUCCAUGUUCUCCAGAGGUGCAAGUUACUCCAGGAGAUUGUGUAUCUUUUUGUAAACCAGCAUCUGCUGUUCCUUGUAUCUAGACUAGGCGUGCAUUUCACCCUACACUUGCGCUCGGUCUGCCAAGGCCUGCUGGAUCUACUGGUUCCCACUUAAACACUGAUCUUUCUGCCCUGGGCCUCCUCCAUUGACAGAGUGAGGUGACACACAAACUGGAGGAACAGCACCUCAUAGCCUACAGCCCAAUGACAUGAACACUGAAUUCUCCAAUUUGAAGAGACUUUCCCCUCCUCCAAAUGAAAUCCUGGAGUCUGUCCCGACCCCAACACUUUUUUCCAGCUCUUGUUUCCAGCUUCCCCCCAUCAGUCUGGAAGGGUCCAGACCCGACACGUCACCUAACCAUUCCCCUCCAAAGAGCCGGUAGAACUCAGCAGGUCAGCCAUCCGUGGUGGGAAACGGAUGGAGAAGUGUUCCUAAUAUAAGCCCUCCUUGUUCCUGUCAAGGAGCAGACAAGCAACAGUACCUGCAUCUUCUCAUUCAUACUGUACCCAAGUGAAAAUGCAAAAGUGAGCCAAACUGCACACAGCCGACGGCUCACAGUACCAGCUGGCUGCCACUGGCCCAAAAACUUAAAGGCAUUUUUAAGUGAUUUUUCAAAGCAAAUUUUGACGCAUUUGUGCCUUGUGUAACAAAUAAUGCAAGUUUUUCCUGACCUGACUGCGUUCUUCGGAAUUCUUCAGAAUUCAUGUUGUGCUCUCAAUAAUGAA